AAUGCACCAAAUCAGCAUAUGUUCAAUGUUCACUAUGUUCUCUCUGUUUCUCAGGUGGAGGUCAAAGGUGUGAACACAGUGUUGCUGCAGAAUCUGUCUUCCCUCUCCAGGUAUCUGGUGUCAGUUCAGUCUCUCUACGAAAAGGGCCUGUCCACUCCUAUCACAGCCAAUGUCACUACCUUAAGAGUCCCAGCUCCCUCGGAUCUGAGAGUCACUAACUUCUCCGGCAGUGACAUAACAGUGCGAUGGGAAGCGGCGGCGGAUGAUGUGGUCUCUUAUCUCAUCAAAUGGAUCUCCCUCAGUGAAGGAGACCUCAGGCAGUUGACAUUAGAUGGGGAGAGUGAGGGGGCAAUCUUGGAAGAGGUUAAGGAAGAUAAGGAAUAUCAGAUUUCACUUUCCGCAUUAUAUGCCGAUGGCGCUCAGAGUGAGGCUGUGGCUAUACGAUACAGCACCUUAUCUGGAGGUGGUCCGAGCAGUUUGUCCAUCUCAGAGGAGACAGCAGUCAGUAUGCUGGUCACCUGGGUUCACCCCAACGCUCAUGUGCUGCAGUACCGUGUGUUGUACACUCCACUGAAUGGGGAUGCAAGGGAAAACACAGUGUCAUUGCCCGGCAGCGAGAGGCGCGUCCUGCUGCAGAAUCUGCUGCCUGACACUCGUUACAGUGUGCUGGUGACUGCUGAGUACCGCAACAGAGAGGGUGGCAGCGCCUCAGCCCAGGGGAAGACCACCAGUCUGCGAGUGAGCAGCGUGAGUGUGGUGCGAUCUGACCACUCCAGUAUAUGUGUGUCCUGGAGGCCCGUGCCAGCGGUCAGUGGUUAUCGCAUAGUCAUCCAGGCCCUCAGAGAUAAACAGACUAAAGAGGACAUAGUAGAUGCUGCUAGCAGCAGUCACUGUUUCUCUGAGCUGCAGCCGGAAACUGUCUACCGCAUCAGUGUGCACUCCCGUGUGGGAACAGUAGAGGGCGCUGCGGUCACUAUCCUUCACCCUACAGCAACCGCUCCAGUGAGAAUUCAGGUUCCUCCUCGGCUGCAUCCCGUACAAAGAGAAGUGUGUCCUGAGACGACGGUCAGAAACCAUGUGGUUAAAGGCUUCGACAUGAUGGAAGCGUUCGGUCUAACUCAGAGGGCACACUCUACUAUUGAGGGUGUGGCAGCUGAACCUUUCAUCUUCAGCACCUUACCCAGUUACACCCUCUACAGAGACGUACAGCUGACCCAGAGCACAGGCUUCAUUCAUCCGGCUGGCUUCUCUCCAGAACACACCAUCAGCAUGGCCUUCAGGCUCUUGCAGGAUUCACCCAGGGAGCCCUUCGCCCUCUGGCAGCUCACGGACAAUGACUUCCAGCCCAAGAUGGGGGUGGUUCUGGACACUGAGAAGAAGGUUCUGCUGUAUUUCAGUCUGGACUACAGAGGAGAGAUACAGGAACUGACCUUUGACCAGCCACAAGUCCGCUCAGUUUUCUAUGGAAGCUUUCAUAAGAUCCAUUUGUUGGUCAGUCAGGUGAGUGUAUCUCUGUCUGUAGAUUGCCAGCGGGUUGGCGAGAGGUCCGCACGCCCCUUGGGAACUUUGCCCACUGAUGGUUUUGAGAUGUUGGGCAAACUAGUGAGGACACGUGGACCUCACAGUGGAUCUGCGACUUUCCAGCUGCAGUCCUUUGAGAUUGUGUGCAACACUACUUGGGCAUCAGAAGACAACUGCUGUGAUCUGCCCUCACAGAGAGAUGAGGAGAGCUGUCCUGCCCCUGCUUAUGCGUGCACCUGCACCACCGACGUCCCUGGAGCACCUGGAGACACUGGGCCACCUGGGAGACCUGGCCCUCGUGGGGAGAAGGGAGACAAAGGAGAGGUGGGACAAAAGGGAGAGGUGGGUCCACCUGGUAAACCGGGCCCUGAGGGCGGCUUUGGCACUCUUGGACCCGCUGGUCCACGGGGAAUAGCUGUAAUGGGCAAAGUGGGCCCACCAGGAGCAAGAGGGGAAAAAGGAGACAUUGGAAGGCCUGGGAGCCAGGGUUUACCAGGGCCUCCUGGUCCAAAAGGUGAAGAGGGCAUGUCUGGUCCUAAGGGCACCAGAGGAGUGGAGGGUAACAUCGGUAGCCCAGGAAUCACAGGCCCAAGAGGCUUCCAGGGUAUGCCUGGUCACCCAGGGCCAGUGGGAGUGAGAGGGCCAUUAGGUCCCGUAGGGCCCACCGGUCUUUCCGGAAGUAAGGGUGAGAGAGGAGAGAAGGGUGAGCCACAGUCUCUUGCCAUGAUCUACCAACUUGUUACACAGGCCUGCGAAAAACUUGUGCACAAUGAAGUUCUGAAGUUGGAUGCUUUUCUAAAUGAGAUGAAUCGAAAGCCAGUGCCCAUCCAGGAACCAGUAGCACCACCAGGAGAGCCUGGGAUACCAGGGGGAAGGGGGCCACCUGGAUCCCGAGGCCCUCAGGGUCGACAAGGAAGCAGAGGGGAGUCUGGGAAACCAGGGUACCCUGGUGAGCAGGGACGCAGAGGGAUGCCUGGUGAGAAGGGCUCUCUUGGAGUAAAUGCGGUGGGACCACAAGGAAUAAAAGGUUUUGCAGCACAAGAAAGAAAUGAAUACAGCUUUGGGACAAUGUGA
Messenger RNA from Sinocyclocheilus grahami, 2595 nucleotides. RefSeq names its product collagen alpha-1(XX) chain-like. The record is from RefSeq and is a predicted model, not a curated record. Gene Ontology annotation, molecular function: protein binding; extracellular matrix structural constituent conferring tensile strength. Gene Ontology annotation, biological process: extracellular matrix organization. The annotation marks the transcript as partial. The transcript is spliced from 26 exons. Lineage: Eukaryota; Metazoa; Chordata; Actinopteri; Cypriniformes; Cyprinidae.